Styela clava is the source of this 3334-nucleotide messenger RNA. RefSeq lists its product as uncharacterized. Gene Ontology annotation, molecular function: DNA-binding transcription factor activity; protein dimerization activity. NCBI's taxonomy places the organism in Eukaryota, Metazoa, Chordata, Ascidiacea, Stolidobranchia, Styelidae. Gene Ontology annotation, biological process: regulation of DNA-templated transcription. The record is from RefSeq and is a predicted model, not a curated record.
UAACAGGUUAGGUAUUAGGUGAGACCGGUGAAAUUAUUUCUCGUAGCGGUCUUAAUAAACCUCCAUUUCCCGCAAAGUUACUUCAAUUUGUCUACGUCAAAAAUUUGGAAUUUACUUCGAAACGAACCUUCAACGAUUCGAAUUUGACCGAAUUUAUCACGAUAUGAUUUUAACACGUAAGACCGGAGUCGAAAUGUUGGAAACUCCAAUGACUCGACGGUUCUGUGAAUCCCGCAUCAUGACGGAAUAUCACCUACGGAAGCCGUACUUCAUUAACGCCAACGACGACUUGGUACCUGUCUGUUCCCAGGGCUCCGUCCCAAACGACGAAAUGUGGAAAAAAUUUGAACUUUAUUUGACCCCUCCAAGCUCACCCCCGAGAGAAAACGAUGGCCCCCAAGUUCCGGAAAUAGAAUCGGAUAGCACCUUCGCAACCUUAACUUCCGGGUUUGACUUUACGAAUUUGGAUUUGGACUUUGACCCCAAAGAAUUUGAAGACAUGCUGAACUGUCAAGGCGAAUUGUCUUGCAAAGACAAAAUUGUCUGCGAUUGUCGAAGCGAACAGCUUAUCAAAGAUUGCAUGUGGAAUGGCGUUGGACAUAAAGCCUCAGCUGGCUUUAGAAACAUAAGAAAUAAUCGCCGUUCAUCUCCCGCUACAUCCCACUCCCCAUGUCACGCACACGGAUGCGUCGACCCAAGGAACAUAUUCCCGUACCCAGUUGGACAACCAAAUUGCUGCGAAAACCAACGAAUAAAGAUUCCGUCGCCGGCCCCCGUCUCCAUCAGACACCGACCCCCAAUGGAUGGAGCAGAGACACCUAGCGACUCAGAAGAGGAAAUCGACGUGGUUACAGUUGAAAAGAACAGUACCGUGUUAAAAGCAAAGAACAAUGUGACAAUCGGACAAAAAGGUGUGACACCCGGGAAAAAGAUUCUGGCUACGUUAGUUCCAAAAGAAAACGGAAAAUUAACCCUCGUAACGAACACUAGCGGCGCUACAAACUUUAUCAGAAAGGGAGUAAAAACCAUCACCCAAAAUGCUGAGAUGGUCGAACGCGGUAGGGCAAGGAGUAAAUAUCAACUUGUCAAUGGAAAUGGGCAGAAUAUCCCCCCUCGCACUGUCAUGGUGGUCGAGAAAAAGGCGCAAAAUUUGAAAGAGAAAUUCACUACAGCGACUGUUGGAUCAAAAAGGCGCCACACAGUGGAAGAAACAGCAUGCUGUGUCACGAAAGAUCAGCAGCCGGUAAUGCAAAUGGCCAACCCGAAGUUAGUAAUGCAGAGGAAUAAUUCAGUGUCCCCCGUUUCCAGGACGGAUGGGAAAAGACGGAUUUUGUCUUUAGAUGGAGUCUCAUUCUGCGCAACCAACGGCGUGCGUCAAUACAACACGGAUUACAUGCGUUCCAAAGACGGAACGAAAAUUGGGGGAACUCCAGAAAAAGACUCCGUAAAAAUCAAGCAAGUCGUGUUACCAGAAGUGACGUCAUCAUUUAGUGACGUAGUGAGCAAAUUCAAAAUCACGAAACAGAAAAUACCUAUCGGAGCAGCUGUUAAAGUCAAAGAGGAACCGAACGAGUUUCGAACUCGAAUUGUUGGAUCACCACAGAACAAAAGAAAACGUAAAGCUGAGGCAUUGGCCAGCGUGCUGUCUUCUGGAAGUGGAUCGGACAGCGAGCAAAUACGUGCGGCGCAUAACGUACUGGAGCGUCAACGUAGAGAGGGUUUGCGAGCGUCAUUCCUGACGUUGCGUGAUAACGUACCAGAACUCAGAGCAAUGGAGAAGACUCCCAAAGUCAACAUUUUAAACAAAGCGAGGGAUUACUGCUUGGAACUCCAGCGAGACGAAAAAUCACUGACGAUCGAGAAAGAUCGUCUCAUUCGUCGUCAGCAACGGCUGCAAUCUCGUCUCGAACGAGCAAGACGAGCUGUCCAAUCCAUUUCCUCGCCACCAGAAAGCGAUUUAGAAUCCGAAGUGGAAUUAUCCGGAAAUAACAACAGCUCCCCAAUUGUAUCACUUCCGCCUUCUCCACCAACUGGAUACAUCCCAAGCACGAAUUAUUACGUCACAAACAAAAGGUCACCAACAGAACAACAACAACACGAAGUCGUCUUCAGGUUGGAAUCGGCAAAAAACUCUCGCCAAAGAGUCAAAAAUACUGAUUUUUCUCCUACGGUAAAGCAAGUCAAAUGUCAGGCAGAUCUACGAGCGAUUCUGGCAACGCUACAGAAGGGGACAGACACGAACUUACGACUCUCGUUUCAAACUAGUGAUGUUCUUUCCGACGGCUUUGACUGCGGUGAUAGCGAAGAAGAGCAUUUAAGAACUUUAUUUUAAAUUUCCCGCGCUUUUUAGUGCGGCCGCCACGUACCCCGUGAAUGAGCACAACCCCGACUGAGCUCGAUGCUCAAAAAGAUCGGUGUGGGCUACUCACGGACGGGCGCUCAGAUACAUUAAAAUGGCCCUCUGUGGCCCGCGCUCUGGAUGGCCCUCGUGGCCCAAAAAGACAAGACGACAAUUGUAGGCAAUACGCUUUAUGUAUAGUUUCGCCAUUAUACGCUUAUGCUUGUAGUAUUUAUAGUUAAAGACUAUUAUAUGCUUAGGACUGCUUUUUGUGUUUUUGAUUACGUCAUAGUGAUGACGUCACUAACGAUAAUGAUGUACGGUACUAUGUCACAUUCACGUGACAGGGCCAUACAGGGAGGACUCAAAAUAAUCGCAAUGCGAUGAAAACAGAAUUUUGGGCGAAAAUUUGAUUUUGGUCCAAAAAUGGAUGAUUUUGACCCAAAAUGGACUUAUUUUUUGUAAAUUAAUAUUUCUUUUGUUUUGUUCAGUGUUUCAAACCAAUUAUGUUGUUUGUUGAGUUUGAUUGUUCGUUUGUUUUCGUAUUAUUACGUCAUAAUUAUGUUCCACUGUGUGUUUGUGCGAUAAUAAUGUUCGUUAAUUAGACAUGCAUUGUUACGUAAUAAGAAAUCAAGAUAGACGACGAAUUUACUUAUCUUUCGUUAGAAUUGAACGAAAAAAGCUAAACUUAUCAAGAAAAUUUGAAUUUUUUACCGCUUGAAUGUCCCAGACAUCUGAUUUAUUUUACUGAAGCCCUUAGUGUUUCCGCCCCAAUAACAUUCGCAAAUUUAAUUGGAAAAGUUGUAAUUUUUUACUCCCCAACCCCUAUUUGUUAGUUGUCCAUCUAGUACUUACUAGAAAUUUCCGCCGCAUAUACAAUAAACAUUCGCAAAUAUAAAUUGUAUAUAUUUUUCUUUUUUAAAUGCCCCCUCCCCAUAUUUGUUAAUAUUUCUUUACCAUUUUUUUGUUUUUCUUCUAUUUUGAAUAUUCAACAUA